UUUGAGGGUCUACCAGAAACAACCUCUCUACCUCCUAAGGUAGGGGUAGGGUCUGCGUACACUCUACUCUCCUUAGACCCCACUUUGUGGGAUUACACUGGAUAUUCUAAAGUGUUAAAGUUAAAGUUCUUGGCAUGAAAGACUUAAGUUUGAUUUCAUUUUGCAAGUGCUUCUCUAUACCCGACCUUAACUGAACUUGAAUUGAGACAUAGUUGAUUAAUUGAUUUUCUCUAAUCUUUUCUAACUAUUCAAAGCAACCGAUUUCAUUCUCUAUCCGUCCAGGAAAUAAGCAUUUGAAAUCUAUUAAGUUUAAAAAAAAAAAAAAAAAAAAAAAACCAGUAAGUUGAAAUAUACCUUAAGUCCAAAUCAAUCCAUUCACAUUGGCCGCAAGUAAGGUUAGUAUCACUUUUUUUUUUUUUUUUUAAAGAAAAAUAAGGAUUAGUAUGUUAGAGAACUUGACAACUGAUAUCUCCAACUAUUGGUAUGGUUUCUGUUUUCCGAUUAUAAGUUGUGAAAGAUGAGAUUGUAGUUGAUGAAUUGGAACUUGCUAAUUUUGUUUUGUAGAGUUUUAUGCAGGAGGGAGGAUAUCUUUGGUUUUCUGCUGGUAUACCAAACCACUAUAUGCUGUUCACACUGCAUCAUUUGAUUGGGAGAAAUCUUCUUAUUUUUUAUCCUGCAAUUUGGAGGAAUGUCAAAAGUUAGAGACAGAACGGAAGAUUUUAAAGAUGUUGCACAUCGAUCAGCAUUGUCUUUGGGAUAUGAUGAGUCUAAAACAGCUGCCUUAUUGGCAUCUUUUAUCAUGCACAAACCUCGGCAAAGGUCAGGAUUCACCAAAGCUGCGCUUAAAACGCUAGAGAGCAUUGGGACUCUGGAGCAAUUUUUGAUGAAACACAAGAAGGAUUAUGUUGAUUUGCACCGUACAACUGAACAAGAGAGGGAUAGCAUUGAGCAUGAAGUUACUAUUUUUGUAAAAUCAUGCAAAGAGCAGAUAGAUGUUCUCAGAAAUAGUAUAAAUGAGGAAGAUGCAAAUUCAAAGGGAUGGCUAGGACUCAAGGGUGACAAUUUGAAUGCUGAUACUAUAGCACACAAGCAUGGAGUGGUUUUAAUUUUAAGUGAAAAGCUUCACUCUGUCACAUCACAGUUUGACCAGUUGCGGGCAAUACGCUUUCAAGAUGCUAUUAACCGAGUGACACCUAGAAGGAAACGUAAGAACACUACCAAAUCAAAUGCUGCAGAGACCUCUGAAAGUAAUUUGGAUCCCGACAUGAAAAAGGACUCUGAGGUCAGGGACCCUGAUGUAUCACAAGCAGCGCCUCUAAGAGUCCAAGAACAACUUUUGGACAAUGAAACACGUGCCUUACAGGUAGAGCUGAACAGUCUCCUGGAUUCUGUUCAAGAAACAGAAACGAAGAUGGUGGAAAUGUCUGCGUUGAACCAUCUUAUGUCUACUCAUGUUUUGCAACAGGCCCAACAGAUAGAGCUUUUAUAUGAGCAGGCAGUUGAAGCUACCCAAAAUGUGGAACUUGGUAACAAAGAACUGUCACAAGCCAUUCAACGGAACAGCAGUAGCAGAACUUUUCUUUUGCUCUUUCUGUUUGUACUUACAUUUUCAAUCCUCUUCCUAGAUUGGUACAGUUAAUUAUAGGAUUUUUGCGCUAUUUUUUGUCUUACAAGUAAUCAGAGUAUAGAGCGUAUAUUGUCAACUAAAGUUCCAUAAUUUGGAGGCAGUUAUCUGUCGUUCUUACUCUGCUUUAAAGCCAUUCUGCUUUUAUUUUGUAUCGCUAUUAUUAGUACUUGCCCAUACAGGCACUAUUGAACUGUUGGCCUUCUUGCUGGGAGAUACUAACUAGGCCUGUCAAUGGCGUGGAGAUGUUCAUCCGUCGUUUUGACUCAAUUGUAUCCCUAAACAUUUGAUUA
Lycium ferocissimum is the source of this 1917-nucleotide messenger RNA. Its product is annotated as syntaxin-81. The record is from RefSeq and is a predicted model, not a curated record. Gene Ontology annotation, cellular component: endoplasmic reticulum; SNARE complex; membrane. The coding region runs from base 689 to 1639 and encodes 316 amino acids. Gene Ontology annotation, biological process: retrograde vesicle-mediated transport, Golgi to endoplasmic reticulum. NCBI's taxonomy places the organism in Eukaryota, Viridiplantae, Streptophyta, Magnoliopsida, Solanales, Solanaceae. The transcript is spliced from 7 exons.